UAGACUAUGGUUGUACGUGGAAACGCCAGUACUUGCCCCUCAAGGCCUCUGCUAGACAGCACUUCAAAUGAAUUCCUCCUCAACACCUUCAAGGCUUUUAAACCGCACAACCUUGCCCAUACUGAUCUCUGCUACCUCCGCCCCAAAUCAACCACCUGGCCCAAACCACUAGGACCUCUAAGAAAGCUGAGUCUCUCUCAGGCCUCACCACAUAAUGACAGACCUGCUGUAUAUUAAAGGACCCUGCCCAUGCGUCCUGUCCCGGUCACCUCCCUCUUCUUUGCCCUUUAUAAGCCUCUCCCGCACUGCAGGGGGGGCACUACUUUCCAAAGAGGGGACUGUGCACAAGCUUCUGGAAGACUCGCCAGUUUGCAUACCCACCUAUUUACCCACAGCCGGGGGUCUUCUGACUAACCAUGGACAACCAUUCAUACAACUUCCCCUCAGACUGCACCCCACUCACCAAUUGCAAGUCCGCCCGUAAGCCGGCUGGAUCCACCGUGGUGAAUAUGGGCAGCGCUGGCAAGAAUCCUCCCCGGGACUAUUUGGUCUGGUCGCUGUGCAACACCUUGUACGUUAACUUCUGCUGCCUGGGAUUCAUGGCUCUCGUCUACUCCAUCAAGGCAAGGGACCAAAAGACUCAGGGCAACCUGCAGCUGGCACAGGAGUGUUCAGACAAGGCAAAGUGGUACAACAUCCUGGCAGCCGGCUGGAACCUGCUGAUUCCACUUCUGGCCAUUGUCCUGCUCGUCCUGCUGCUUGUCCACCUGGGCACGUCCCAGGAGGGCUCCUACGACUUCUUCGGAGAGAAUGGAUUCCAAAACUUCAUGAAACUGUUCAGCUGGUAGAUGGAGGCAAAGGAAGAGAAAUAAAAAAACAGAACAAAAAUACAGAUCAGUCUCAAAGUCAACCCAUUCACACUUACUGGGAGAGGGCUGAUAUAAUAGCUAAGAAUUUUAGCCAGUCUAACUGAACGAUAAAGGAAAUCUACUUGAAAUUAGGACCUGUGCUAGACUAAAGUCUGCUCAGUACUAAAAUAAUCCUAACUGGUGAGACAACCAAAAUCGCCAGAGUAAAUUAUACCAUUGUACAUUUCUGCAAACCACAAAUGUGUUACUUUUAUAAAUUAUUAUAUCGCUGAUACUUUAAAACUUUACAUUUCUUUACAUUUGAACAACGCUGUGGUUAACAGGUGAUUAUGUUUGGGCAGAAGACAUACUUGGUUAUGGUUCGUAGAAGAUCAAGUCUUAAAAUACCCAGUUUUGGUAGGAAACUGCUUUUCUUCAUACUAUCUCAUGUGGAAAGACAGUAAUGAUUUGCUUAAAAAACCAAUCAUGUUUGGUAGCUAAAAAGUAGCUGGAACACAGUAUGAUUUGCUAAAAAAACAAUCGCGUUUCAUGGCAACAUCCUGACAGAAAACAUGGUGAUGUCCUGGUAAAACAUCUGCUUUUCUUGGCACUAUUCCCAGUGUAAGCAUAGUGACACAUUACAAAAAAGAAGAAGGGAUGGUGGUAAAAAAGCUGCUGGAAACACGUGUUGCUAAAAAAAACCAUACAAAAAAACUCCACAGCCCCAUUUUGUGGUUAAAACAGUGCUAGAAACACAGCUAUACUUUGUUUAAAAGAUUUAAAAUAAGAAAUAAGAUUUUUUUUUGUUUGUUGGUCUGCAGCUUGGAAGGUUUCUUCCCUAUGUGACAUGCCUUUCAACUGCAGCUCAUAUAUUACGCCUUUUUAGGAACUCUGACAUGAUCAGAUAAAACGUACAAAUGUAACAUUUCUGUGGUUUGCAGACAAUGCCAACAUUUUCUUCUGGUGACUUGGCUGAAUGAGAAGCCUUGAUUUGCAUAUUACAAGAAUGUCCUAUUUGGGAUGCUUCAAUACUAAUGCUGGUGUAAGAAAUUAGGCUAAUAAAAUAUUAAAACAGGACAUUCAACCACUAAGUAAGAGUUAUGUUAUAGAUAAGAGUAACAAAUAUAGAUAAAACAUAGUGGGCUACUUUUGGACCAGUGACCUAAAACUAAUGAUAUAAGUUUAUGUUCAGUAAAAGCAACACAAUGGUUUGACCAACUUUGGUGAGUGCUAUAGGAUAUACAUAUUGGUGCACAACUAACUCUAAUAUCAAUAUAAAAGGGAGUUCAGCUUACAUCUGCCAGUCUCCCAGACACGGUCAGUAGAAAUGUGAAGUUGAUUAAAGACUGAACAGCCUGAAAUGAAAAAGAGUGAAACAAACAGAGUUAAGAAAAGCUGAGAGUUUGAGCAAGCAGCUUCCCUGGGUCAUUUUCAUUAUUAUUUAUUGUAUUUAUGUAGAAUGGAAGUUUUAUGACAGCUGAAAUUAUUUCUAGUAAGGGUAGAAAGAGCAGAGAAAAUAGGACUGUGGAGCCAAAGUCUGAAUGAUAAAAUGAUGAGGAGCCACCUGACAAAAGGACAACAUUCACCUCCAAUUGAUAGUUACCUAUUUUUCUUCUUUUAGCAUUUUUUUUAAACUUUCUUUUUUACAACCUACAUCUGUUUUUGGUCAUUAUUCAUGUAUUUUUUUAUCAGUAUUUUGUUGUGUUGAGAAUUCUAAUUUCACAUCAUCAUAUUACUGACCUCUUGUGAGUGAGCUAAAUAAACCAGAUACUGUUUACUCAGUAUUGCAUUGAAACACA
This is a messenger RNA of Plectropomus leopardus (leopard coralgrouper), 2647 nucleotides long. Its product is annotated as interferon-induced transmembrane protein 5. The record is from RefSeq and is a predicted model, not a curated record. Gene Ontology annotation, cellular component: plasma membrane. NCBI's taxonomy places the organism in Eukaryota, Metazoa, Chordata, Actinopteri, Perciformes, Serranidae.